Molecule: messenger RNA, 691 nt
Organism: Melanaphis sacchari
Lineage: Eukaryota; Metazoa; Arthropoda; Insecta; Hemiptera; Aphididae
Gene: mRpL14
Product: 39S ribosomal protein L14, mitochondrial
Exons: 2
Coding region: 206-634 (142 amino acids)
Biological process (GO): translation
Cellular component (GO): ribosome; mitochondrion
Molecular function (GO): structural constituent of ribosome
Source: RefSeq, a predicted model, not a curated record
UACUACAUACUAGUAUCUAAAUAAUAAUAUUAGGUGCCGGGUGGAAAUGAAUUUUGUUAUCUCUAAUUAGUAUUCGGUAUUUUCAAUUUUGGCAUUGGCGCAUUAUAAAAACUUCUGUUUCGUCUACUGUUAAUCUGUUAUAUCUUAUAUAGUUUAUAAGAUCUGUCAGACCAGACGUGUUAUUAGCUACUUUGAAAUUUGAAUAAUGUCUACGAUUUUUGCAGCCCGACAAUUUUCCACUUCGUCCGUUUGUAAUCACAUAAUGAAACUGACCCGUCUGCGUGUAGUUGACAACAGUACAAUUGGCAAGCAAGCGAUGGCUGAAGGUAAACCCCCGCGUUGCAUACACAUUUAUAAUAAGAAAGGUAUUGGCACAAUUGGUGACAAAAUAUUGGUUGCUAUCAAGGGUGAAAAAGUAAAAGCCAUCAUUGUAGGCUGCGUCAAGGAACAAAAACCCAAUAUUCCCAGGUUUGAUAGCAACAAUAUAGUAUUGAUUGACGAUAAUGGCACACCACUUGGAACUCGUAUUAAUGUCCCCAUUCCAAUUGUUCUCAGAACUAUAUUAAAAGAAAAAACUUUCUCAAAAGGAGCUGAUUACACUAAAUUGUUGGCUAUUGCUUCAAAUUUUGUUUAAAUAUUAGUGUUAAGUAUAUAUAUAUAUAUAAACUUAGUUGUAUAUUUUUCUAUGUUA